This is a messenger RNA of Drosophila hydei, 661 nucleotides long. It is a transcript of the gene Pcp, whose product is annotated as pupal cuticle protein. NCBI's taxonomy places the organism in Eukaryota, Metazoa, Arthropoda, Insecta, Diptera, Drosophilidae. Gene Ontology annotation, cellular component: chitin-based extracellular matrix. The transcript is spliced from 2 exons. The record is from RefSeq and is a predicted model, not a curated record. Bases 1 to 525 code for a protein of 174 amino acids. Gene Ontology annotation, molecular function: structural constituent of chitin-based larval cuticle.
AUGCCAAAUAAAAUGCUGCUCAAUUUGUUUGUGCAACUUGUGUGCGUGGUCGCUCUGAUCCGUGCUGCAUAUAUACCCGAUUCGGAUCGCAAUACGCAGACGGUGCAAAAUGAGCUGAGUGUGGAUCCGGAUGGCAGCUAUCGCUAUGCGUAUGAAACAUCCAAUGGCAUUACGGGCGAACAGUCCGGAUUGGGCGGCAUUGCCGUGCAGGGCGGUUCGAGUUAUACCUCACCGGAGGGCACACCCAUCAGCAUUAAGUAUGUGGCCGAUGAGAAGGGCUACUAUCCACUUGGCGAUCAUAUACCCAAGGUGCCCGACUAUAUACUGCGUUCCUUGGCCUAUAUACGCACACAUCCCUAUCAGAUCAGGGACUACUAUACGGGCCAGCUCAAGACUGUCGCUCACGAUGCGGAGGCCUUUAAGGUGUACGAGCGCAACAUACAGGAUCCAACCACGCCGCGCACUCGACCCAGCACUACGCCCAAGGUGGUGCAUCUGACGCAUGCGCCACCCACGCAGCGUUGAGUGCUAUCGAAUGAUACAAAUUGGGUGUAUUGGACGCUGGGACGGGUCGGGGUGGGCAGGGAAAAUGGCAACUAGCAGACAAGCCGAGCCAAACGCAAACUGUGAAUUUGAUCUAAACAAUUAAUUAAAUAGAAGU